AUGCUCUAUCGCCGCAGCAGCAACGAGGUCUUUGAGUUUCUCUUCUGUAUCUACGCCGCCGGCUGGGUCCUCGACGAAGUCGCCGCCGUGGCAGAGCACGGCUGGGAGGUCCACGCGCAAAAUCUCUGGUCCUGGCUCGACGUUACCUUUUCCGCAAUCUACGCCGUAUACGUCCUGGCGCGCAUCUACGACGUAGGAGCAGGCCACUUCCCCGACGGUCACGGCUUACACAUCCUCCCGCUCGCGGCGCCCAUUCUGCUCACCCGCGUCGCCUUCAACAUCGCACCCGACAACAUCGUUCUCAUCUCCUUACACGCCAUGAUGAAGGAUUUCUUGCUGUUGUCGUUCCUCGCGUGCUGGUGCUUCAUGGGCUUCCUCCUUGCGCUGCAGUGGCUCAUCGACUCCAACGACAACUUCAACGAGACGCCCUCGUGGUUCGCCAUUUGCAAGUGGAUGCUCUGGAUCUGGUUCGGUCUCGACGGCACCGGCAUCCAGGAGUCGACGCAGUUCCACAUCAUUCUCGGCCCGGCGCUCAUGGUCGGCUUCGCGUUCCUCGGCAACACGCUGUUCCUGACGAUCCUCGUCGCCGUGCUCACAAACACUUUUUCCAAUAUUAUUGCCGACGAGGCGGCUGAGGUACGCUUUCGUCGCGCGGUGCUGACCUUCGAAGGCGUCAAGAGCGAUGCCAUCUUCGCAUAUCCGCCGCCCUUUAACAUCUUUGCGCUUGCGACGCUGCUGCCGUUACGGUUCGCCGUGUCAGCCGAGACGUUUCACAGGGUCAACGUCGCGCUCAUUCGCGCGCUGAAUUUGCCGACGUUGUUGUUGAUCAGUCUAUACGAGAGGCGACAGUUUUCGCGCCGGAUGAGGAAGAAAAUGAGUGGUGGCGGUGGCCGCCAGAGAUUCUUGGGUUGGCAGCUUUCGGGGUUCUCGCCGCACGGCGAUAUCCAGGCCGUGUUCGAUACGGCUCCACCGCCGGAUGUUGCUGAUUUGAUCGAGGAGCUGGAUAAGAUUGGCGACGAGGGGUCUGUGACGAGCGAGGUUGUGCCCAAGUUGUCGGCUGAUUUGGGUCGACCUAUUCGAUGGAGAUCAAGGCUACGGAAUGGGGUUCAGGAGCACGAUGAUUAA
Colletotrichum scovillei is the source of this 1125-nucleotide messenger RNA. Its product is annotated as nonselective cation channel. NCBI's taxonomy places the organism in Eukaryota, Fungi, Ascomycota, Sordariomycetes, Glomerellales, Glomerellaceae. Bases 1 to 1125 code for a protein of 374 amino acids. The record is from RefSeq and is a predicted model, not a curated record. The transcript has a single exon.